Ornithodoros turicata is the source of this 1931-nucleotide messenger RNA. RefSeq lists its product as uncharacterized. The transcript is spliced from 8 exons. The coding region runs from base 281 to 1828 and encodes 515 amino acids. The record is from RefSeq and is a predicted model, not a curated record. NCBI's taxonomy places the organism in Eukaryota, Metazoa, Arthropoda, Arachnida, Ixodida, Argasidae.
CAUGGCUAAAGGCAUUUGUACCCCAUGAAAGCAGGUCUUAGGCUACUUCUUCACUCACAGAGCAGCAUCUGCUUCAGACUUGGAAGAGAAACUGCUUGAAUGCUACCACCGCCUCCUGAGUGCAGGAUUGAGGCCAAAAGUUGUGACAUGUGACCAAGGAAGCCAGAAUAUCUCUCUACUGGGGAAGCUGGUUACAACUGCGAAGCCGUAUCUCACUAUUGGUGAUGAGAAGCUGUUCUUCAUAUUUGAUCCACCCCACCUGCUGAAAUGCCUUCGCAACAUGCUGUUAAAGUAUGACUUCCAGGUUGGCAACCACAUCAUAAGGGCGCAGCAUAUCCGGGAUGCUUUUGCCAUUGACAAACAGCUUGAAAUACGGUCCAUGCCCCGGCUAACUGAUGGGCACUUCAAUAUAACGUUCAGCUCAAAAAUGAAAGUCAAACUGGCUGCACAUAUCUUCAGCAACCAUGUUGCAGCCUCAAUGUUCACCUUAUCCACUUUCCACCAGCUACCACCUGAUGCCAUCCACACAGCCAGAUUUGUUGAGCGCGUCGACCGUCUCUUCGACACUCUUAAGAGUAGCCACCUGCAUGGCAAGACAAAAUAUUCUUCGGCAAUACAACAGGGGUCUGCUCACAAGGACUUCUUGCUGGAGUGCCUGUCCGAGUUUGAGAAGAUUACAGUUCUUGGAUGCAAGAGACCACCCUCGUGUAUCCGUGGCUUCUGCUUGACCAUGACUUCCGUGCUUCAGCUCAGCGAAGACCUGCGAAACUCUGGCAUACAGUACCUCCUCACUCGAAGGCUGAACCAGGAUGCACUUGAAAACACCUUCUGCAUAAUUAGGACAAAGUGUGGAAGCAACCCUGACUCCAGCUGCAUUCAGUUCCAGGCAGCAGUAAGGCAUCUGCUACUCGGACAACUUUUUAAGACUACGCAGGGCUCAAACUGUGCUGAAGACGUGGACUCCCUCCUGGCGGCAAUGCCUAUUGGUCCUAACUACAUGAGCAGACUUGGAUGUUCUGCUGCCACGCACAUUACUGACGAUGUCAUCGUGGCACCCAGUGAGUCGCCAUCACCGCUAGGGUCCAACAGCACAACAUUCUUUGCAGGGUGGCUUGGUGCAAAAUUUCUCGCUGCUCACACUUGCCCCUCUGAGCAGAAAUGCAAACUGCUGGAAGACAAUGCCACAUUUCAGGACAGUACCCAGCUAUUACUUUAUUUGAGUGUAAAGAAUGUGGACAAUACUGACUUUGGAAAGCUGUCAGUUCCUCUUCCUGCCUUUGCGACGUUUGUGGGUGCGUGCGAGGAGGCCUUCAAAGCAAACGUCAAGACAUUCUUCACCUCCCAAGGGGUCAGGUCCAAGCUGUGUGUAGUGUUGGACACACUUGUGCCAAAGACAUUGAGUUUAUGUUCUUCAUCAGUCACGGCUGAGAAAGCGACUUCGCGAGGAACAGGAGAAAACCAGUCGUCUGACCCUUGCCCUGCUAGACAAAAUUGGUGGCAAGUUGCUGCAGACGGAGGUACUGAGCCUGCACGGUCACUCGAGAAUGUGGUACAACGUGCAUCCGUGUCUGACAAAGAGCCUCUUGACCUUCAGGAUGACAGCGACGCCCUGCCCAUUAUAACUGUUCAUCAGGGAGCUCCUUGCCCAGUCGAUGCCACUGGUGAACCUCCUAUGUUGACAGGCAGUUCAGCAUCAAUAUCUGAGACUCUGGCCCGUCCACUCUGUACGGUUCAAGCAGGGGAGGCGUGCCCAUCUCCACCCAGGCAACUACAACCGGGAGCAAUCCAAUAUGAAAUGCACUCUGUGGUUGACAACAAGGUGUUGUAGAUAUCACCAAAGAAGAUGUUGAGUCACUGUCUGUUACGCUCACGUGAUACACAUCGCGUUCAUUCUAGUCCCUUUCAACGUAGUAAACACAUCGUCAUCCCUC